GCCGCAGGGCCAUGCUGGCUUCGCGCGUGGCGCGCGGCUCCUGGGGGGCCCUACGCGGCGCCGCAUGGGCGCCGGGGGCGCGGCCGGCCAAGGGGAGCGCGCUCCGGGCCCUGCUGCCGUCCGCGCCCGGCUGCCUGCGCUGCCUGGCGGAGCGCUGGUGGCUGCGCCCGGCCGCGCUCGGCCUGCGGUGGCCCGGGGCAUUCCCGCGGGGCCACUGCUCAGGCUCGGAGAAGGCGGCCCCCGGGCCCACGGUCGGAGGGGGCGCCGCCGCGGAGGCGCGGGGCGGCCGAUGGGGUCCGGCGAGCGCCGCCAGCCUGUAUGAAAACCCAUGGACAAUCCCAAAUAUGUUGUCAAUGACAAGAAUUGGCUUGGCCCCAGUUUUGGGCUAUUUGAUUAUUGAAGAAGAUUUUAAUAUUGCGCUAGGAGUUUUUGCUUUAGCUGGAUUAACUGAUUUGUUGGAUGGAUUUAUUGCUCGAAACUGGGCCAGUCAAAAAUCAGCUUUGGGAAGUGCUCUUGAUCCACUUGCUGAUAAAAUACUUAUCAGUAUCUUAUAUGUUAGCUUGACCUGUGCAGAUCUUAUUCCAGUUCCACUUACUUAUAUGAUAAUUUCAAGAGAUGUCAUGUUGAUUGCUGCUGUUUUUUAUGUCAGAUAUCGAACUCUUCCAACACCGCGAACACUUUCUAAGUAUUUCAAUCCUUGCUAUGCCACUGCUAGGUUAAAGCCCACUUUCAUAAGCAAGGUAAACACAGCAGUCCAGUUAAUCUUGGUGGCAGCUUCUUUGGCAGCUCCGGUUUUCAAUUAUGCUGACAGCAUCUAUCUUCAAAUACUGUGGUGUUUCACAGCUUUCACCACAGCUGCGUCAGCGUACAGUUACUACCAUUAUGGCCGGAAAACCAUUCAGGUGAUAAAAGGCAGAUGAAGGUCAUCCGUCAUCGUGAGCAAGGAAACAGUGUACAUCCCCGGCAUCAGGGCCAGUGGAGAUCUACAGGAGUUUCCCUGUUUUGGUGUUCAGCUUGUAAAAGGGCUUGUCAGAACAAACCAGGUCAUCAAAAUUUAAGCAGUGUGCAUUGAAAAUAAGUUUGAUCAUGAGCACAUGCAGAAUUUCCAGUGUAUUUUUAAAUGCAAAUAAAACUAUCAUUUAGAAUUACUUUUUAUCUUAGGUUUCUUAAUUAGCUUAUGAGGAACCAAUUAUUCCAAUUACUGUCAGUCACUUUUUAAUUUUUUUUUUUUUAAUAGACCAGAGCAUGGAAACUGGAGAAUUGUCACUUCUGUUUAAUAGAAUUUAGAUUGCUCACAAAGCACUAGGGAGUUUCCUGGUUUUAAAUAUAUAUCCUGUACAACUUGGCUACAGUUGUAUGGUUAAUUUGAUCGAUGUAUAUAUUAACAGUUCAUAUGGUUAAUAUUUGAUCAUUUUAGGAUAAUGACAAUAAAAGUAGCUUAGUUGUGAAUGAAAUAAACUUGUAAAGAAAUGAUAAAUGCCCUAGGUUUUGCAAAUAAUAAGAUCAAAAUAGAAUAUAUUGAAGUUCAUAUUCAGUAGUCUUCCAACCUCUCAGGUGCCUAAUAGUUUUAUGUAUCAUGAUAACAAGUAACAGAGGUAGUUGGACUAUGAAAACAUAUCCAUGAGCCUGCACCAUCCAGGAGGUGUGAAUUAUAUCAUGCCUUCCCACUGUAUUUCUAACAAAGCAAUGUUUGUAUAAUAUUGGAACCUGUACUUAUAUGUUACUGUAAAUAAUAUGAAACUGUAUAUUUUUCAAAGAUUUUUUUAAACUUUGGGGAAUAUUCUUUUGUUAAGAUGUUAAAGAAAUAAAGAAAAAAAA
Rhinolophus ferrumequinum (greater horseshoe bat) is the source of this 1818-nucleotide messenger RNA. It is a transcript of the gene CRLS1, whose product is annotated as cardiolipin synthase 1. The record is from RefSeq and is a predicted model, not a curated record. Lineage: Eukaryota; Metazoa; Chordata; Mammalia; Chiroptera; Rhinolophidae. The transcript is spliced from 7 exons. Gene Ontology annotation, molecular function: cardiolipin synthase activity. Gene Ontology annotation, biological process: cardiolipin biosynthetic process. Gene Ontology annotation, cellular component: mitochondrion; membrane. Bases 12 to 920 code for a protein of 302 amino acids.